AUGUCUUGUGACCUGAAUGAAGGUAGAGCCAACAGGAGCCAAAAGGAGCCAACAGGAGCCAGACUGAGUCUUCAGCAGUCAGUGCCCCGACGUGUUCACCAGUGCCCCGACGUGCUCGCCAGUGCCCCGACGUGUUCACUAGUGCCCCGACGUGCUCGCCAGUGCCCCGACGUGCUCGCCAGUGCCCCGACGUGUUCACUAGUGCCCCGACGUGCUCGCCAGUGCCCCGACGUGUUCACUAGUGCCCCGACGUGCUCGCCAGUGCCCCGACGUGUUCACCAGUGCCCCAACGUGGUCACCAGUGCCCCGACGUGGUCACCAGUGCCCCGACGUGGUCACCAGUGCCCCGACGUGGUCACCAGUGCCCCGACGUGGUCACUAGUGCCCCGACGUGCUCGCCAGUGCCCCGACGUGCUCGCCAGUGCCCCGACGUGUUCACUAGUGCCCCCGACGUGUUCACUAGUGCCCCGACGUGUUCACCAGUGCCCCGACGUGCUCACCAGUGCCCCGACGUGUUCACCAGUGCCCCAACGUGGUCACCAGUGCCCCGACGUGGUCACCAGUGCCCCGACGUGGUCACCAGUGCCCCGACGUGGUCACCAGUGCCCCGACGUGGUCACCAGUGCCCCGGCGUGGUCACCAGUGCCCCGACGUGCUCGCCAGUGCCCCGACGUGCUCACCAGUGCCCCGACGUGCUCACCAGGGCCCCGACGUGGUCACCAGUGCCCCGACGUGGUCACCAGUGCCCCGACGUGGUCACCAGUGCCCCGACGUGGUCACCAGUGCCCCGACGUGCUCGCCAGUGCCCCGACGUGCUCACCAGUGCCCCGACGUGCUCACCAGGGCCCCGACGUGUUCGCCAGUGCCCCGACGUGCUCACCAGGGCCCCGACGUGUUCGCCAGUGCCCCGACGUGUUCGCCGUCCCCAACUGUCACAAACUAUUGGAAACAUUAGGUGCAGAAACAAAAAGUCCUAUUAUCUCUAUAUUUAUACCUAUGAAUGGUAUUCGUCUCGACUACAUCUUCUAG
Procambarus clarkii (red swamp crayfish) is the source of this 1029-nucleotide messenger RNA. RefSeq names its product keratin-associated protein 16-1-like. NCBI's taxonomy places the organism in Eukaryota, Metazoa, Arthropoda, Malacostraca, Decapoda, Cambaridae. The record is from RefSeq and is a predicted model, not a curated record.